Molecule: messenger RNA, 1934 nt
Organism: Macroventuria anomochaeta
Lineage: Eukaryota; Fungi; Ascomycota; Dothideomycetes; Pleosporales; Didymellaceae
Exons: 2
Coding region: 150-1880 (576 amino acids)
Biological process (GO): magnesium ion transport
Cellular component (GO): membrane
Molecular function (GO): magnesium ion transmembrane transporter activity
Source: RefSeq, a predicted model, not a curated record
CAGCAACUCGUGCCCGCGACGGACCAUCAGCGUGACGUUUGGCCGUCACCGCCGAACACACUCGCGCAUACACUCCGCAGAGACACAGCAUGUACCCGCUGUCGAGGUAGCAGAGCCCGUCGCAGCGACUGCAACCCCCAACCCCAACUAUGGUGGAGCUCUCGCCAGGCGCCAGCGUUGCUCUUGGAGUGAUAGUUGGCCUCCUGUCCACUAGCGUCCAGAGCGUCGGCCUGACGCUGCAGCGAAAAUCACAUCUGCUAGAAGAAGAGAAGGAAGACGACUAUGACCGUCGUCCGCCCUACAAGCGCCGGCGAUGGCAGCUGGGCAUGCUCAUGUUCAUCGUGGCGAACGUGGUGGGCAGCACCAUCCAGAUCACCACCCUGCCGCUGCCCGUCCUCUCCACCCUGCAGGCAUCCGGCCUCGUCUUCAACUCAAUAUGCGCCUCCAUCAUCCUCCACGAGCCCUUCACCCGCUACUCCUUCAUUGGCACCAUGCUCGUCGCUGCCGGUGCCCUGCUCAUAGCGCUCUUCGGCGCCAUCGCUGAACCCUCGCACAACCUGGACCAGCUCUUAGCGCUGUUGGGUCGACACCACUUCAUCGUGUGGAUGAUAGUGACCGGCAUCGUAGUCGUCCUCCUGCUUGUGGCCAAUUGGGUCCUCCACCACAUAUACCCCCGCGCAACCCCGCGCCUGCGUCUGGUUCGGGGCAUGUUCUACGGCUGUGUGAGCGGGAUUCUCUCUGCGCAUUCGCUGCUCAUCGCAAAGAGCGCCGUGGAGCUGCUGGUGCGCACCAUCGUCGACCGCCACAAUCAGUUCGACCGCUGGCAGUCCUGGGUGAUCCUGAUAGGGCUGGUGGUCUUCGCCCUCACGCAACUGUACUACAUGCACUGUGGACUGAAGCUCGUCAGUACAAGCGUGCUGUACCCCCUCGUCUUCUGUGUCUACAACAUUAUCGCCAUCAUAGAUGGCCUGAUCUACUUCCACCAGAGCGAACGAUUGUCGAACUUGCAUGCUGGCCUUAUCGCUUUGGGCACUGUUGUACUGCUUGCAGGAGUGGUCUGCCUGAGCUGGAGGCUGGAAGAGAACGAAGAGGAACCCUUGUCGCCCGUAUCAACCAAGCAUCCCGGACACGUACCAAUGCCCCAGUCUGCACUCGAGCCUGGUCUGGGUCUCCUGCACGCUCACGCUCUCGACGAACCAGACGCUGCUUUGGACAUCGAGGAAGCAACACCAGGCCUUCACGGGGCUGCAACCGAGCAAGCGAAGCGCAAGUCUGUCGACGAAAGGACACCGUUGUUGACACGAUCACCCACCGGACCCGCAUACACCAUCACGUCUCGGUCAAAGAAGAGCCCCACGUUAGACACAAACACCCGCAGCCCACGACCGAGUCCCAGACCACCGAGAAGGAGGAGGAUGACUGUCUCUGAGGAAACGAGCGAGAUCUGGGACGAGCUGAACGAUAGAGAUUCGCUGCCCUCGCCGGUCAUUCGUCGAUCUGUCGAGUCAGACCGCAGACCAAGAGCAGGCACGCUUCCUCGACAGCGACAAAACACACAGUCAGCCUGGCUAGACCAGAUGCGCAGACGCUCAUGGUUCGAUGGCAUCAGCGCAGGCUCACAACGAAGCCGCAGUGCAUCGCAGGGCAAGAAGCGCUCAGAUAGCUCGUCUGCACUACUCGAUUACCCUGAUCCGGACGACGACGAUCAUUCUGAUUCAGACCUUGUCGCGCACAGGAGCGGGAUUUGGGGGUUUGGAGGAGGAACGCUCAGCAGCAAUCACGAUGGACCUGGCGAUUGGCUAAAGUUAAGGUGGUGGAGGAAGAAAUUACAAGGUGAAACAGAUGACGAGCAUGACGGGGCCAGGAGUAGAGGUGCAUGAUAUCCCGGUAUGAUCCAAGAAUUUGAAUAGACGAAUCAUGCAUACAUCUUCACG